Molecule: messenger RNA, 2340 nt
Organism: Miscanthus lutarioriparius
Lineage: Eukaryota; Viridiplantae; Streptophyta; Magnoliopsida; Poales; Poaceae
Source: the annotation of a GenBank genome assembly
AUGGCAGCCGCCUCGGCCGCGGCGGGAUGGACCGCCGAGGACGACGUCCUCCUGAAGAAUGCCGUCGAGGCUGGUGCUUCAUUGGAAUCAUUGGCUAAAGGAGCUGUAUGCUUCUCCCAUAAAUUCACCCUUCCAGAACUGCAGGAUCGCUGGUAUUCAUUGCUAUAUGACUCGGAGACAUCAGCUCAAGCAUCCGCUCGCAUGGCCAAGUUUGAGAUGGAGCUUUCAGCCUCCAAUCCUGCUAAAGCAUCUAAGCUUUUCAACCCAAAGGCAAAAUGCUUUUCCCUGUACAAGCGGAAGAUAGAUAGUGUAAAGAAUCACUAUUAUGCAAUGAGAAAGAGAAUUCGCCAUGAACCAUGUUUGUCUGCUGAUUUUUGUUAUAGUAUUGCACCCUGCUCAUGUAAUCCUGUUGAUGGUGGUGAUUGUGCAUGUGGAGACCAUCAUUUGUUGCACAAAGUUGAUCCAUCAGGAGCUGUUGUAGGUGGCUAUGGAUGUAUAGGCGGAUGUGGCUCUAAGAGAAAACAUGUACAUUCCAAUGGUAGUGGACAAUACUCAUUUCAUGCAGAGCAUUCUAACUCUGAUGGCAGCAUGGUGAUAGAUGGAAAUACCAACUAUGAAAGCCCACAUGGCAACUCAGAUGUAGACAAAUUAUAUGGCUGUGACAACAUGCAGAAGAGUUCUCAGACCAGUGGAAGUAAUGCAAUCUCUGCAAAUAAUAGGUUGGAUCUUACUGAUCAGUUUGACCAUGGAGAUAAAGGUUCCAAGGCUCCACUGGGCAUUCAUCAAGAUGGUGUAAAGCUUGACCGAUCUUCUGGAAAUACCACAGGAGGAUUUCUUGAGCCAGGCGCAUUCAAAGCAAUUAAUCAAAAGUGGUGUCUUCGGGAACCUAGCAUUCCAACUUGGAGUAAGGUCCUAGGUGUUAAUUCAUCUGAUAUGCUGACAGAUAUGCAUAAAAUUGAAGGAGAAACUCUUAUGCUUUCUGAUGACAAGAAAAUGGAAACAAAUAGCAUUGAUGCACUUGCAUUUCAGGCAAAUUUGGAUAGUGUAGUAUGUGAUUCUGGUUUAGGCAGUGCAAUGGCGUCAGAAGAUCAUAUCCAAAAGAAACCAAAUGUAGCAGAUGUUUUUGGAGUAGACAGUAUACCUGCUUCAUCAGAAGUGCUUUAUCCUGAACAUAAUGUCAAGUGCAUGUUGAACACAGAAGAUUCUGAAAUCCCUAUCAAUGACUGUAUACCUAUACCUGGUCAGACCUCUUUAGAACCCACUUCUACCUUUGACCAGGAUGCUCAGCAUGAUGCGUGUUUGGUUGCCAAAAUGAUAAAUAUGGAAAAUGGCCAACCUUCAUCGCCACCACCACCAGUUAAUCUGGAAUCAGCCAUCCUAAAGCAAAAUACAAAUAUGGUGCCUCUUAAGGAAGGUUGUGCUGUAGGAAGUGAGCUGCCACCUGGCCUGCAGGGUAACUUUGGUGGUAACAAUGCAAACACGUGUAUUUCAGCACUGCAUUCUGUUGAUGGAGGUGAAGAAACAACUUGUGGUUUCAUUAAACAUGAGAGUUGUUAUGAUGUACAGAAUUUGACUUUGGAUAAGUCAAUUCAAGUGUCCAAUCAAAUGAAUUGCAAGUUUCUUGCUCAUAAGCCCGGAAUAGGCUGUGAAACUGCUAUCCAAAGCUGCGAGUUGGCUUCUGCAUUGCCAGAUACAGAAUUUCAUGACCCCGUUGCAACCAUUUCAACUACGGGCCAAGCAGAAGGAUCUGACAGUGAGAUUAGUGUUCCAAACUAUUUUGACCUAGAAGCACUGAUACUUGAUCUGGACCUGAUUCCAUGGGAUCAAGAAUCUGACUUCAUCCAACCGGAAGUUUCAAGGUUUCAGUAUCCUGAAAGCAGGAAGGAUUUGAUAAGAUUAGAGAAAGGUUCCUGCUCUUAUAUGAACAGAUCUAUCAUGUCUAAGGGUGCUUUCGCAAUUCUUUAUGGCCAACGCAUGAAAUACUACAUAAGAGAGCCUGAGGUAAGUCUUGGGAGAGAAACAAAAGAAGUACAUGUUGAUAUCGAUUUGAGUAAAGAAGGGAAGGCAAACAAAAUAUCCCGUCGACAGGCAGUUAUUAAGAUGGACGAUGAUGGAUCUUUCUACAUAAGCAAUACUGGGAAGUAUUCAAUUUUCGUGAAUGGCAAAGAAGUACCCUGUAGUAAACGUAUCAACUUAAUGUCAGACUCAUUAAUUGAGAUAAGGAACCUGAAAUUCAUUUUUCAUGUGAACCACGAGGCUGCAAGGAAGUACAUAGUUCGAAAAAGGAGAGGAAGCUCCCAAGGCGAGAACACAGCAUUUGAUUGGAGUCAGAACCCUUGA